CUCAAAAGUCAAAUCCCUAAAAAUUUCGAAAUCGGAAAAUUUACACAGAGAAGCGCCAUGACCUAAAAAUCUCAAAACUUCCCCAACAAAAAUGGCGCUUUUACUCAACCCAUUUCCUUUUACCUACCUUGUACAUUACCCCUUUUCUCAAAUCUCACUUUCCCACUGAAAUAACCCCAUGGCGGAGAAUCAGAACUGUGCGAGGAUGACGAGAGCGGCGGCGAAACGAAAAGCGUCGUCCAUGGCGUUAGACGAAAACCCAGUUAGUAAGAAGAGAGUUGUUCUCGGAGAGCUUCCGAAUAUGUCCAAUGUCGUUGCUGUACCCAAUCAAGAAAGAGAGACCCUUAAGGCUAAAACAAGUGUUAAUACCUCGAAGAGGCAGAUGAAGAAGGCUUUGAUGAUUCCUGAAGCUAGCGUACUAAUCGAAUCGAGAUCUGUUGAUCCUCAGAUGUGUGAGCCUUUUGCUAGUGAUAUUUGUGCUUAUCUCCGUGAAAUGGAGGGGAAGCCGAAACAUAGACCACUACCUGAUUAUAUUGAAAAGGUUCAGAGUGAUUUAACUCCACACAUGAGAGCGGUUUUGGUGGAUUGGUUAGUGGAGGUUGCUGAGGAGUACAAGCUUGUUUCGGAUACGCUUUAUCUCACUAUCUCCUAUGUUGAUAGAUUCUUGUCUGUGAAGCCUAUUAACAGGCAGAAGCUUCAGCUUGUGGGAGUUUCUGCAAUGCUUAUUGCGUCGAAAUAUGAAGAGAUAGGUCCUCCUAAAGUUGAAGAUUUUUGUUACAUUACGGAUAAUACAUUUACUAAACAAGAAGUGGUGUCGAUGGAGGCGGAUAUACUUCUUGCUCUGCAGUUUGAAUUAGGAAGCCCAACCAUCAAAACAUUCCUAAGACGGUUUACACGGGUUGCACAAGAAGAUUUCAAAGACUCACAAUUGCAGAUAGAGUUCCUUUGUUGCUAUCUAUCAGAAUUGAGUAUGUUAGAUUACACCUGUGUGAAGUAUUUGCCAUCUCUUUUGUCUGCUUCAGCUGUAUUUCUUGCCCGGUUCAUCAUCCGUCCAAAACAACAUCCUUGGAAUCAAAUGCUAGAAGAAUACACAAAGUACAAAGCAGCUGAUCUACAAGUGUGCGUGGGUAUCAUACAUGACUUGUAUCUAAGCAGAAGAGGAAACACUCUAGAAGCUGUUAGAAAUAAGUACAAGCAACACAAGUACAAGUGCGUUGCGACCAUGCCUGUUUCACCGGAGCUACCUCUUGCUUUCUUUGAAGAUAUUACCAUUAGAGGAAUGGCGUAAAAGAAGCUUGAAGCUUAUGUAUUGGAAGUGUUAGUUACCUGAAUUUUGGGUUGUAUAUAUCUGUUAGAAUGGCAGAUUAGUAUUGAGUAUUAUCUCUUUUAGCGUAUGUUCAAUGAUUUUUGCUAACACUAGUUAAGAAACUUUUUUUUUUUUGCUUGACCAUUUUUUCAAUGGUUUAUUAGAUUUUUAUUGAUUUGUUUUCUGCUUUUUUCUAUGAUGUAAAAGCCUCUUUAAAUCAUAUUGGAAUGUGCACAUCCUCUU
Molecule: messenger RNA, 1549 nt
Organism: Arabidopsis thaliana (thale cress)
Lineage: Eukaryota; Viridiplantae; Streptophyta; Magnoliopsida; Brassicales; Brassicaceae
Gene: CYCA3;4
Product: CYCLIN A3;4
Exons: 7
Coding region: 179-1288 (369 amino acids)
Biological process (GO): mitotic cell cycle phase transition
Molecular function (GO): cyclin-dependent protein serine/threonine kinase regulator activity
Source: RefSeq, marked reviewed